Messenger RNA from Vicia faba (fava bean), 645 nucleotides. NCBI's taxonomy places the organism in Eukaryota, Viridiplantae, Streptophyta, Magnoliopsida, Fabales, Fabaceae. The record is from the annotation of a GenBank genome assembly.
AUGAAGACGAAGAAUAUGGAUAUUGCUAUGAUAUUAGUGAGGACAAUUGGGUUUCUCUCUUUGAAUGUUACUGUUGAAGUAGAGAUAUGUGGGAAAUUAUUCAAGGUUAGAUUGACAGAAGACACUCACAAUCCUUUGAGGAUUUCCUUUAAUUUGACGAAGCAGGAAGUUAAAAUGGUCGAUUCAUCUUCGGAUUCUAAGGUUGAUUGGAAUAAAGGCGGGGAUGUUAAUGGGGAGGCAAAGUUUAAUGAAUCUUUGAUGGAGGAAUCUCUUUUCAGUGAUGAUAUUAAAGUUCCUGCUGCAUUAAUAAAUUUCUCUGUUGACACGUUCUUUAAACCAAAUAUCUCGGCUCGGAAGAAGUUAGGUGUUGUUAACCGAUGGACCAAGAUGAAAUCAAUUUAUGAUAUGGUAGAGGAUAGGUUUUCAGGCGGAGUAAAGGUGAAUGCAAAGAAUCUCGAUUCAAAUAUGGGUGAAAAGUUAUGGAAGGCGAUUUCUAAUCUUGGUGGGGACUCUUUAAAGGAUUACAAGAAGAGAUUCGAUGAAUUGGAGAAAUCUGAUAAAGCUAGGAGAGUGGGAAGGACGAUUGUUGGGUGGAGCUUUUUGGUUAUUGAUCAGGAGGUUAAGUUUUCGGUUAGGAGGUGGUGA